This is a messenger RNA of Bombus pascuorum, 3012 nucleotides long. RefSeq names its product SEC14-like protein 2. Lineage: Eukaryota; Metazoa; Arthropoda; Insecta; Hymenoptera; Apidae. The coding region runs from base 1718 to 2902 and encodes 394 amino acids. The transcript has 11 exons. The record is from RefSeq and is a predicted model, not a curated record. Gene Ontology annotation, cellular component: cytoplasm.
CCCGUGACAAGGUAAUACCGGUCAUCGUGAACACAGCGCAGAACAGAACGGUACCAUUCUUUGGGUGCUAGUCAGCGCGCAACAUUCAUUUUUAGUAGGGAAUUGGCUCUUGAACUGGAGCGCGGUCGCAACGACCGCAAGAGACACCUGUUGCGUCAUUAAGUAAGCCGGCAGCCGCGAAACACGAAUACAAUAACGAUGCGCUCUAUUCGAAUGUGUUUGCGCGCCAAGUGACAACGUGAUUUGUUGACGAUUUUCGUUCUAUGUUUUGAAGAGAAAGGUUUUUUUCAAAGAAGAGGUAUACAUUGAUUACUUAUCUCGGUAACGUUCCCCUUUUUCUUUCAAUAUUUUGAGGUGCAUUUUAAUGGUUGCUGUGAGAUCAAACCGGUUGAAGGGAAUUUAUUUGAUUGCAACAUUGAUUUGCACCUGAGGAGAGAGUUGAAGUUUAGUGGCUGUUGCAUUGAUUAUAUUUCUUAAAGGACGCUUGUUAUGUGAUAUCUUUUUAAUACUGUUUUAUUAGUAUAUAAAUUAUAUAUGAGAACAAGAUAAAAUUAUAAAUUAAUAUGAAAAAUUAAUAUACAACUGUGUUAUUGAAGUAUUAUAUUAAAUAUUUGAGAUGGACAGCUUGUAGUUCAUUUAGAGUUUCACCUAGUAACAUACGGUUAUUCCCCCAAUGUAACAGUAAUUUUUCACCGUCCACAAUUAAAUGUGCAACGCAAUCGAGUUGCAAAUUCGGAUGAACCUUCUUCUUCUCUACUUCUUCACUUCACUUCUCUUCUUCUUUCUUUCUUUUGAACUCCAAUUAUAUUAAGCAACAUACUAAUUUAAUUAAAGAAUAUAUUAUGGUAGGAAAGGGACAAGUAUAAUUUUUCUUUUUUAUAAAACAAAGAAUAUUCGAUCAGGUCAUGUUUUAUUUGCAAACACUGUCGAUUAUAUUAACAAUUUAUUUCAUUUGCAGUUUGUGUCUACAAAGAAGAAUAACUCAAACAAAGAUGCAAACAACAUUGCUCACAUAACACAUAAUAAAAAUUUUAAAUACCUCUGAAAUAACCAUAUACAUGUAUAAAUUUUAUACAUCUAUUUAUAUAGAUUUCUUAUCACUUUACAUGGAUUUUAUGAAAAAGACAGAAGAGUUAUACACAUUCGACCUUAACAACCACAACUCUACAACACCUUGGAGACACAUUCUUGCUGAAAUGCAAUCCCGUCGUCAUGUGCAUAAUAAUGAAUCGAUUACCAUGUAGUAAUGAACGUGAUAUCUAUUACAUUAAAUUGAUAUGAUUCAUUCUUAUUCUAGCUUCUAUAGUGGCUAUAGUUCAAAAUAUUUGAACACUACUUUACAGAAAACUUUUAUAUAUGUAUUAUGCAUAUUACAUAACACAUUUUGAAAUUCCAUUAACAUUGUAAUAAGGCACGACUAUCAUGACUAUCAUGAUUGUAUUGAUGGAAUUAGAAGUUAAUCUAAAAAUGUAUAUAGAAGUCAGAAAACAUUUACUGCAAACAUAUAUCUAAGAUUAAAGCUCAAUAGAAGAAAGUCUUGCGUGACACCUUGUGACUUAAACUCUAUAUGUAUAUUUUGUUGCUGAAACAGAAAUAAACGAGGUAAACGACAGGUAACGGUAGCAGGAGACAGAGAACGCAUUAUCGCAAAUCAGGGUGAAAGAGCUAGAACGGAAGCUUCAAAAACCACCAAAAGACGUACAAAAGGGACACAAGGAUGAUGAAAGUUGUGGGAUUGGAGGAUAACCAGCGAUUUGCAUUGAUGAAAUUUAGGCGGACAGUUCAAGAUAUUCUGAAACAACCGCAUCAUGACGAUAACUUUCUACUACGUUGGCUUCGAGCAAGAAAAUGGGACCCGGCUGCUGCGGAGAAAAUGCUACGUGAGUCUAUGGAGUGGCGAAAACAAUGGGAAGUUGACAAAUUAACCGAAUGGGAUCCUCCUCAAAUUCUGAAUGAUUAUCUACCUCACGGUUUAUGUGGUUUCGAUAAAGACGGUGCCCCAGUGAUUGUAGUGUAUUUCGACGCAUUAGAUAUUUAUGGUAUUUUGCAUGUGGUCUCGAGAAGGGAUAUGAUAAAGGUGACCAUAAAACGUCUCGAAGAAUACUUAAAAUUAUGUAGAGAACAAAUGUUAAAACACGGUCCAGCAGCUGGUCAGGUCGUCGUAAUUUUCGACAUGCAGAGUUUUAACUUGAAACAAUAUCUCUGGAGACCAGCUGGAGAAGUUGUCAUUACUUUAAUCCAAAUGUAUGAGGCUAAUUACCCAGAGAUUUUAAAGACCUGUUACAUAAUUAAUGCUCCAAAGGUAUUUGCUUUCGCAUUUUCGGUGGCGAAAAAGUUUAUGAACGAGUAUACCUUAUCAAAGAUUCAAAUAUAUAAAUCGGAUCCUGCGAGAUGGCAGACAGCGAUAUUCAGUAACAUUGACAGAGAUCAAGUGCCUGCUUUCCUUGGAGGAACCCUUAAAGAUCCUGAUGGCAACCCAAAGCUUGGUACCAAGAUUUGUCUUGGUGGCAAGGUCCCUAAAGAAAUGUAUGUAAAUAACACAGAGAAAGAUAAGGAGAACUUUACAACAGUUACAAUUAAGAAAGGUGGGAAACUAGAGCUUGAUAUCUCAGCGUCUGAAAUGGGAUCUCUGUUAAGCUGGGAAUUUCGUACCGAGAAUCAUGACAUUAGAUUUGGUAUUGUGAAGAAAGAUUAUAAUGGAACACAGAAAGAAGUGAUACCAAUGCGACGAGUGGCUGCUCAUCAAUUAGAUGAGAUUGGAAUUUUGACCUGUGAAGUACCUUCUACAUAUUCCAUUAUUUUUGAUAACACUUAUAGCAUAAUAAGAAAUAAGAAAAUCCAUUACUCUGUGAAAGUUAUACCACCGUCAGAAUCACAAGACAUAACACCAACAACUUUAUAAUUAAUGUACUUAGAAUAAUAAUAUAUUAUAGAAAAUAUUUUCUCUAAAAAAUACAUUCCAUACAGUAUAAUUAAUAUUAAAAGAAACCAAUGCUUUUAUGUUAUUGCUAA